This is a messenger RNA of Sesamum indicum (sesame), 1890 nucleotides long. RefSeq names its product cyclin-dependent kinase E;1 (gene CDKE;1). The record is from RefSeq and is a predicted model, not a curated record. Gene Ontology annotation, cellular component: mediator complex; nucleus. Gene Ontology annotation, molecular function: ATP binding; protein serine/threonine kinase activity. NCBI's taxonomy places the organism in Eukaryota, Viridiplantae, Streptophyta, Magnoliopsida, Lamiales, Pedaliaceae. Gene Ontology annotation, biological process: protein phosphorylation.
UAGUAAGAAAAGGAAAUAAGUAAAUACUCCUAAGAAACGCCUGAAUUGGAGCUCUCCAAUGGAUUCCCAAAUUUGUCAAUUCCGCAGUUUAAACUUUGUAUAAGUAUUUCCCGAGAUACAGAACGAUAAAGCAGAAUUUGUUGUACAAGGUUGAUAUCAGUAGUUCGAGCAGAUAUGGGGGAUGGAAGGGGAAGCAAUUCGGGCAGUAACAGCAACAGCAAGCCGGAGUGGCUGGAGCAAUACGAUGUGAUUGGGAAAAUCGGGGAGGGAACUUAUGGGCUGGUUUUCUUGGCGAAGAUUAAGUCGAAUCGCGCGAAAUCUAUAGCCAUCAAGAAGUUCAAGCAGUCCAAAGAUGGCGACGGCGUUUCUCCGACCGCAAUUCGGGAAAUCAUGUUGUUACGUGAGAUUUCCCAUGAGAAUGUUGUAAAGCUUGCGAAUGUGCAUAUCAAUCAUGCGGACAUGUCACUUUAUCUAGCUUUUGACUAUGCUGAGCACGACCUCUAUGAAAUCAUUAGACACCACAGGGACAAAGUCAACCAACCAAUCAAUCAGUAUACCAUCAAGUCAAUAUUGUGGCAGCUUCUUAAUGGUCUCAAUUAUCUUCACAGUAACUGGAUUGUCCAUCGAGAUCUGAAGCCUUCAAAUAUCCUUGUAAUGGGUGAUGGAGAAGAGCAAGGAGUAGUAAAAAUUGCUGAUUUUGGCCUUGCAAGAAUUUACCAGGCUCCCUUAAAGCCACUAUCCGAGAAUGGGGUUGUUGUUACUAUUUGGUAUCGUGCCCCUGAGUUGCUCCUUGGGGCGAAACACUAUACAAGUGCUGUUGACAUGUGGGCUGUUGGCUGCAUCUUUGCUGAGCUUCUGACUCUAAAGCCGCUAUUUCAAGGGCAAGAAGUCAAAGGGACUCCUAAUCCAUUUCAGCUUGAUCAACUUGACAAAAUAUUUAAGGUCCUAGGUCAUCCCACACAAGAAAAGUGGCCAACUCUUGUGAACCUUCCACACUGGCAAUCUGAUGUGCAACAUAUUCAAGGACACAAAUAUGAUAAUGCUGGACUUUACACUGUGGUUCAUCUCUCUCCCAAAAAUCCAGCAUAUGAUCUCCUCUCCAAGAUGCUUGAGUAUGAUCCCAGAAAACGAAUAACAGCUGCACAGGCUCUUGAUCAUGAGUAUUUUCGCAUGGAACCUUUGCCGGGUCGCAAUGCUCUGGUAUCUCCACAACCGGGAGAGAAAGUUGUGAAUUACCCAACUCGGCCAGUGGACACAAGCACUGAUAUUGAAGGAACAAUUAGUCUCCAGCCCUCUCAACCGGUAUCAUCUGGAAAUUCGAUGUCUGGGGCCAUGGGAGGUCCUCAUGUGAUGCAAAAUAGAUCCAUGCCCCGGCCAAUGCCCAUGGUUGGCAUGCAACGGAUGCAACCCCCCGGAAUCCCAGCUUAUAAUCUUGCUUCUCAGGCUGGAAUGGGUGGUGUAAAUCCUGGUGGGAUCCCAAUGCAGCGAGGUGUUGGUCCCCAGGCUCAUCAACAGCAACAGAUGAGAAGGAAGGACCCUGGAAUGGGGAUGACUGGAUAUCCUCCACAACAGAAAUCAAGGCGCUUCUGAGAAUUCAGCUCGAUUCCAGAAGAAAAUGGAGCAGAAGUGACGGGAUCAGUAAAGAAAGGCAAGACGUACACUCAAAUCAUUCCAGAAGAAGAGACAAGGGCAGUAGCAAAACAAAUGAUUCAACCCCAGAUUCACAAUAUUCAGUAGAAGCAUACAGAUCAAGAAUUGAGACUAGUGCCUAGUUGUUCCCGAAAUCAAACUUUCUUGGUAGUAUACUUGCAAUUGACUCGAUGAUUUAUCCUUAUCCUGGUGCAAUACAAUGCUUUGUACAGUUCAUCCUCUACUUAUUUUUGCCGUUCA